AUGCUGCUAUGCAAACGAUCUUCCCGGCAUACACGGCGUGCUCAAACAGAGGGCGGAGAGGAGGGAGAGGUAAUAGCAGCGACAGAGGAGGCAGUGGGCAUAGCGACAGAGGAGGCAGUGGGCAUAGCGACAGAGGAGGCAGUGGGCAUAGCGACAGAGGAGGCAGUGGGCAUAGCGACAGAGGAGGCAGUGGGCAUAGCGACAGAGGAGGCAGUGGGCAUAGCGACAGAGGAGGCAGUGGGCAUAGCGACAGAGGUGAGGCGUGGGUUUGCUGGGCGGGGCGGAGAGGUGAUGGCGGCGACAGGAGAGUCAGUGGGCACAUGCUGCUAUGCCAACGACCUGCCCGGCAUUCACGGCGUGCUCAAGCAAAGGUUCGCUGACUUCAUAGUGAACGAAGUGGCACCGGAUGGCACAGUGGUGCAUCUGACGCACCUGCACGUGCCCCCCGCGCUGCUAGCCCAGGAGCAGCAGGCGCAGCAGCAGGCGCGCAGGCAAGAGGCGGAGAGCCUGGGGGAGCUGGUGCACGCGGGGGGGGUGCUGGCGCAGCUCCGCCAGGCGCUGGGGGGGGGCGCGGAGGGGGGCGGGGGAGGGGGAGGGGGAGGGGGAGGGGGAGGGGGAGGGGGAGGGGGAGGGGGAGGGGGAGGGGGAGGGGGAGGGGGAGGGGGAGAGUUGCGCGAUGAGGAAGAUGCGAGGAAGCUGGUGCAGCUGCUGGAAGGGAUUAGGAGCAUUCAGCUGUGGUGGAAAGAGAGGAAAGGGGGAGGGGAGGGAGGAGAGGAGGGAGGAAAGGAGGGGGGAGAGGAGGGAGGAGAGGAGGAAGGGGAGGGUGCGAGGGGGGAAAAGGCGGAGGGCAUCGUGCAGGGAGGGGAGGGGGCAGGAGUAGGGGCGGGGAAGGGGGCUCCUCCCCCUAUGCCUGAGCCGGUGGUGUUUGCUGCCAGUGCUGACAAGGCGUACCGUGCUGCCAUGCAUGCGUUCUUCAAGUCAUACCCAUACCUUGUAUCUGAUACCAUCGACGCCCCGCAAGGCCCCCCCUACCGCUGUGUGCGCCUGCGCUUCCUCCCCCAACCUCUCCCCUCUCUCAUCCCCUUCCCCCCUUCACCCUCCUACCACCAGGCCAUGCACGCGUUUUUCAAGGCCUUCCCCUUCCUCGUCUCUGAUACCAUUGACGCCCCCCAGGGCCCCCCCUACCGCUGUGUGCGCCUGCGCUUCCUCCCCCCGCCCGCCCUCAACCUCAAGGGCGCAGGGGGGCGCGCAGGGGAGCGCGGAGGGCGGGGGGAAGGGGGGCAGAGGGGCGGGGACGGGAGGGGGUGGCGGGAGGGGCGCUGGGGGGGGAAGAGAGGGGGGAGGGGCGGAAAGUGGGGGAAGCGGGGGAGGGAGGAGUGGGAGGGCGGGGAUAGGAAGAGAGGGAGGAGGGAUGGUGGUGGUGAUGGGGAUGGGGAGGAUAGGGGGGAAGGGGGGGAUGGCGGAGAGGGGGAGGGGCAAGGGGGGGAGCAGGGGGAGGAGGAUCAGCCGGCUUUUGACAGGCGGGGGAGAAAGGGCGCGGAUGGGGUACCUGCAACCACUGCGCGCCGCUUCCUCAUGUUCCACGUGUUGAAGGAGAACAAGGACACCAACGAGGCCAUGGCGCUCGUGGGGCGCUACCUGGGCGUGCAACCCAGGGCGCUGGGCUUCUCCGGCACCAAGGACAAGCGCGCCGUUACUGUGCAGCGGGUGACAGUGUCCAACCAGUCAGCGCGCAAAGUAGCGUCACUCAACGCCAAGCUGUUUGGCAUCCGAGUGGGCGACUACCGCCUUGUUGAACAGCCUCUCGUGCUGGGGCAGCUGGCAGGCAACCGCUUCGUUGUCACGCUCAGGGCCGUGAGAGCGCCCAGUCUGGACGCCAUUACAGCAGCAGCAGAGGGACUCCGCUCUCAUGGCAUCAUCAACUACUUUGGCCUGCAACGCUUUGGAGUGGGUCCCGUGGCGACGCACACGGUGGGAGCAGAGACGAGCUCACUCCAAUUCACACUUCUCAUUCCCACUCCUCUUGUACUACCCCUCUCCUGA
Messenger RNA from Closterium sp. Yama58-4, 2043 nucleotides. The record is from the annotation of a GenBank genome assembly. Lineage: Eukaryota; Viridiplantae; Streptophyta; Zygnematophyceae; Desmidiales; Closteriaceae.